CACCUUUUGUCAAAACACAUAUAUACACAGAGCACGUGUCCUGUGAUGGCUUUGUUGUGCACAAAUUUGUAAACUUCAAAAUUCAACAAUGGCUAAACUUUGCUCGUAUUAUACAUUAUCACCUUUAAUUGAUCAACAAAAUUUACUUGGUGUUGAAAAAGAUUCAAACCCUGGAUGUGCAAUAAUAACACUCGGAAGGAACAUCGUAAUUCGUUACAAGUUACAAGAUGUAAAACAAGUAAGUAGUUGGUCGACAAAAGAAAGACUUACAAGUCAAGUUAUUUACGAUGAAACAACAAAAUCAUAUUCUGCGGUAUUUAAUGAAAAAUAUAUAAGAGUUUGGCUAGAAGAAGAAACGGAACUUGAUAAAGUGAAGAAAAAUAAAUUUACUCUUCCACUUCAUAGUAUUCUUACAUUGGAAGGAUUUCCACCGGUGGUAUUAUUACAAAAUGGAAAUACAGCAUCAUUGAAAUGGGCUCUUAAAAACAGAAAAAAUUGGUCUUGUAAAGAAAUUUUAAAGUCAAAAGAAACUUUAUUAAAAUCACAAUUAGUUAAUGUUAAUUAUAAAUCAUAUCUUUGUACUCUGACUAAACUAGACAAUGUAUAUAAUUACAUUUUAAUGCCACUUGAAAAUGACAUUUUCCUAGGAGAAGCAGAAAAAAUUAUACGAAUUGAAUUAAAGCGGGAUCUUGAAACUUUAGUUGGACAUGUCGUUAUGCAAGACAAAAAAAAUGCCUAUUUAUUAACACUGUGGUCUGAUGGUAGAUUGUACAGUUACUCUUUAAUUAAUUCAUCAUUGAUAAGUAGUCCAGGCGAAUUACUUAGUAAAAUAACAAUUGUAAAUACAAAAUAUCCAGUGGUAAUGAUUCCCUUAAACGAAACGACAAUUGCCAUGUAUGGAGCCGAUUCUUUGGAAGAAGGCGCCGUAUUAUGUGUUUACAAUGUACAAUUCAAAUUGGUGCAAGCUGUUCAAAAAUUGAAAUUAUAUACAAACGAUGCAAAACUUUGGAAAGUCGAGGACAAAUUAUUAUUAGCUGCAAAUCGACAUUUGUCAGUUGCUCCAUUUCGUUUGGCACCACAAAGAUUGGAACCAAUGGUCGGUUCUUCUUUAAAUCAUAAAAAUAAUGAUUUUGAUGAGACAAGUGAUGUUGCAGUGAUUAAAAAUAGCGAAGGUGUAAUUUCAAAAUGGGAAGAACAAACGUCAAGUCCAGUUAAAUUAAAAAUGAAUAAAUCGACAAAUUCAAUUUUCAAACAAAUCUCUGCUUUAACGAAUGAGGGAUUUCGUAAUUCUGCCAUACCUGAGGUAAUUAUUCCCGAAUUAAUUGAAUCAAAAGACAUCACGUCGAUAUUAUGGUGUCUUGAUAAUUUUCGUGAUUUACCAGAAAAAUUAUUAGUAGACUUAUUAUCGUUUUCUUUACGAACAUCAGAUAAUGUGAAGUCAUUAAGAAAUGGAGACAUUGACAAGGAACCAACGAAAAUUGUCUCGAAUAUUCAAGACAAAUUUUUAAACAAAAUUUUUAGUUCCACUUACACUGAUAUUUAUUUAUUAAUGCAUCUAAAAACGAGUUUAAGUUUUGAAGAAAUAUUGAAAGUCUUAAAAAAUCUUGUUGAACGAUUAGAUAUUGAAGAAAAUUUGGAUCAACAAUCAGAGGAACCUGAUUUUCUACAAUUAUAUCAAUGGACCAAUUUGUUAUUAGACUCUCAUUAUCAGAAUUAUCUUUUGGCUCGAGAUCCUCAAAUAUUGAAUAAACUUCAAAAUCUUCAAAUUAUUCUCGAUAAACACUUUCAGUUACUUAAAGAUCUGGAGAAUUUAAGGCCAAUGUUGGUUAGAAUUUUAAGUGGAAAACCCGUGAAACCAACAACUCAAGAUUUUAAUAAAUUUUACUCAAUAGAAGAAGUGAAGCUAUAUUAAGUUGUAAAAUGAAGUUUAUUGACUUUUCGUAUAAAAAAUCAAAUAUUUUUUAAAUAAAUAAGACUGUUUCAAUA
This is a messenger RNA of Leptopilina boulardi, 1986 nucleotides long. Its product is annotated as nucleolar protein 11. Gene Ontology annotation, biological process: maturation of SSU-rRNA. Gene Ontology annotation, cellular component: nucleolus; nucleus. The transcript has 4 exons. The record is from RefSeq and is a predicted model, not a curated record. Gene Ontology annotation, molecular function: RNA binding. Bases 89 to 1912 code for a protein of 607 amino acids. NCBI's taxonomy places the organism in Eukaryota, Metazoa, Arthropoda, Insecta, Hymenoptera, Figitidae.